CAGCCGCCGCGCGACCCGCUGCCGCCGCUGUGAGCGCCCGCGCCCGCGCUACACUUAUUUAUCUAACUUACAUGUUCCGCUUUAAAAGUACCAUAGUAUUUAUUAUUCGCUGCUAAGAUACGUCGUAGUGCUCUCUCGGUACUCGAAUUUAAUUGACGUGUUCGCGAAGGUUCGAUUGUCGCGUGCCGCGGGUCGGUCGCAGUGCGAGUCGCGCGGUGUCGCCGCUCGGCCACGUCGACAUGUCGGAGGAGAGCGGGUCACAUUUAAAUAGUCGGACGUUGAAUCCCCGAGUUGGCUCGGAGUUUAAUUUGGUCCCCAAAUAUUUUAUUGUUUUAAGUUCACUGGCAUGAUGUGAAGCAAUCUCCUUUAGAAAUAAGUUUGUUUAUCUGUGCAAAAUAUCCAUAAAUGAGUUGUGAAUUUGUAACGUAUUCAAUUGUGCAGCCGAUUUUGUAAGCAUUGAUAUAUGAAAUGAACAAUUUGAAGUAAAGCUUUUAUUACAAUAGUUCAUCUGAUGCAUUUUAAUAUAGUGAUAAACAACAUUUUUUACUCUUAGUUUGAAAAUUGACAUGCAUUGAAAAUAACUUACACAGUACAUAUUUCUUAGGGUCGUAUUACAAAAUGUAAAGCUAGGUGCUAUCUGUAGAGUCGCGUGGUUAAUUUAGAUUGUGCUCGUUCGCUUAUUAAUUGUUUUGUUGGUUGAAAUGUUGGUUAGCUUUGAUGUUUCAAGAUAAUAACAUUUUAAAAUAUAUAAAGCAGUGCUAUUUUAUUAACAUUCUAGAACCGUUGCUGCAUUUUAUAUUGAACAUUAUUAUUAUAUAAUAAUUUGAAAUUUUACAACAAUUAAUAAGUUUCUAGUGUAUAGGUGAUACAUUUAAAUAAAUCUGUGUUACUAAUUAGAGAGAAGGAAUACAGAGCUAAAACAAUAUCGCUUACGAAUGUGUGCUGAAUAUGCGUGUACAAUAAAAUAUAUUUAUAAAGUGAAACGUACGUUUUUAAUCACGUGAUUCACAGCGAAUUAUUUAUUUUAAUGAAAACGACGAUUGAAAAGUAGUCUGUGUCGCAAAUACGUUAAUAUUUCCAUAUUCACUACACGCGUAGUUAUAUUAUGUGGAAUAUUACAAUAUGUCUAUUUUGUAACAUUGAAAUGGUUUCCGGUCAAUUAAACUUAAUGAAAACGCAUCCGAUGUUGUGAUCAAACUAAAACAUUUGGCAUAGCUCAAAUAAUACCCCAACAAUUAUUGUUAAUAAAGUCGUCAAUGUUUAGGGACCGAGUUCAGCGACCUCUGCAUCACUUUUAAAUGUUGUUAACUAUUAUGGCAUAUUUAAAGAAGUCAUUUAAUAAUAGAUAAUAUUAUAGAAGAUCUUUACAAAAGGAGUCAUGUUUUAAAAAUAAUUCUGAACCAACAUUUAUAAGUGAAGUAAGACUUGAAUAAAAUGUACAUAGUAUAAACAAACACAAAUAAUCUAGGCCAGAGAACACGUAUUGGCCUAACUCUGACUAUGUAAACAAUAUUUAAUAUUUCAGUUUUUUAUUUGCUAGAUGUAUUAUUAUAAUAAAAUAAACUUAGUUUUAAUUCAGUGAAAAGUGUAGAUAUAGGUAUUAACGACUAGUCUAACAGGAAAAUGUUGCCACUAUGUCAAUGUUCUGCUUUGUAAUAUAAUGUUAUUUAUUUUUAUAUUUCACGACGGUUGUAUAAUAUUUUCCUUUUUUUCUAGUGGUAAAAUUGUUGUAACAUUCAGGCUAUCAGGCGUUGCAGACGCUGUGCCAGCCCGCAGUGCGCCGCCUCAGGCCGCACGCCCAAUAGUCACUUGUAGCCAUUAACGAUUGCACUUUGCAUUCUAGUAUUUUACAAAUAUAAAACCACCGUGAUAUUCUGUGAGUAUUUAUUUUUCAUGUUACUUUAAUCAUAAAUGAGCCUUCAAAUUUGGUCACGGACCAUGUGCCUUAUUUUAAUUUUAUUUGCUCAAUGCUUGCACCUGAUAGUCUGUAUAUUGAUCUAUUAACAAGUUUUUAAUUUAAAUGACUUAUUUACAUUCAUUUUGCAUGUAAACAUAUUAAAUAAUAUUAAUAACGCAAGUAUUUUUAAAUGUGAUAAGAAUAGAAAAUAAAUUUUAUUGCUUACUGAAACACCAAGCAAUGUUUACAUGCUGAAGUGAAUGAUUUCAAGUCGUGUUUUAUUUUGGCUUUAAAAUUAUAAGAGUCGCUUUAUAUCAUGGUUUUAUAAGAAAAAAUAUUAACACCCAAAAUCACAAGUUGUAAUGAUUGAUAUAGUACAGAAUAGCAUUGUGAAUAAUUAGAUACCUGGUUGAUAAAACGCCGAUUGUUGUUAAUGUUAUUACCAAAGAUGGAGUUAUAGAUAGAGGGGAAUGUGGUGGCCCUUAAUAGCUUAAUAAUUGAAAUGUUUUGUAUCUUUUAUAAAAUGCAAAGUUAACGAUAUUAUGUUGAAACGACAUAAAAUGUGAUUGAUCUUAGAUAGGUGAACCGCUAUAAAUCGUGUUUUGAAACCAAAUUAUUAAAAAAAAUACUGAUAAAUAAUCACAUGUGGCUGGUGUAUGAUUCUCGAAGUGAGUUUCGAAACCUUGUAAAUAUCAUCAACCGGAAGUAUGUCAAACUCAACAUGAAAUUCACAAUAUUUUAUAUUCAUGAAAUUCGUAAAUAGAUCUUAAAUACUUCAAAGCAGUGUGUUCCCAAACAAAUGCUCCCAAAAUGCUCUGUUAAAAUAUUGAACAUUUUGUAACAAAGCAUGUUAAUUACCUUGACUUAAAUAUUUAUUUUUGCAGAUAUUUACGUUGGGAAUAAUCACUGUAUUACAAGUCAUGCAAAAUUCACCCAAACCAUGUAAAAUUUGUAUUGAUAGAAUUAUUAUAAGAUCAGUUGAGUUUUGUAUAACAUUUCUAUGGCAAAUAUAACGAAAUGGCAUUUGACAAUUAUACAAGAAUGCUCAAAAAGCAUUCAUGCAGAUAUUAUACUAUUCAAAUCAAGAAAUAAAUUCAUAAAAUCUAUAUUGUGUUUUACUUUAUCACGAUACAUGCAUUCACAGAGCUGCUACUUGUGAUGUUUGUUGGCUUUUGGGGAGAGGGCUUAUGCCCAAUUGUAAUCAUCGUAAAUCUGACCUUGAUUAGGAUAUUGUUAAUAUCUCAACUAUUUUAAGGAGAAGACAUUGAUCUCUUUUCUAACUUUAUAUAUAUUCUGAAAACAAUAGGAUUCAAAUGAAACAAAAACGAACCAUAAAAAUAUGGCAAUCGUGAUCUUAUCAUAAUUAUGGAAUGUAACAACUUGCGUAUGCCUUUUUGUGUCAACAAUUUUGACCUGUGCCCUAAGACAUAAUACUCACUGUAGAUAAGUUAUGAUUGCGUAUUAAUUGUAAUCAUUUACAUCCACUUCACGGUAAGAAGUAUUUGAGUAAGGCCGUUACCAUCUAAAUCGGUUUUAAAGGAAAUAAUUGCGAUGGAUAAAUACGUGAGCAUAAAAGAUAUUGAGGAAGCAGCUCUUCAAAUAUUGCCAAAACCGGCGCGGGACUACUAUAAAAGUGGAGCUACCGAUGAACAGACUUUGGUUGAAAACAAACUAGCAUUUCAAAGGUUGCGUAUUCGUCCAAAGUGCUUAAUUGGAGUUGGAAAUUGCGAUCUCCGGACAUCAGCACUGGGACUGGAAGUAUCCUUGCCUGUUGGCAUAUCGCCAACUGCAAUGCAGAGGAUGGCUCAUCCUGAUGGGGAAUUAGCUAAUGCUAGAGCUGCCCAAGCGGAACGCACAAUUUUCACCUUGAGUACGAUAGCCACCAGCUCCAUAGAAGAAGUAGCUGAAGCAGCACCUGACGCUAUUAAAUGGUUUCAACUGUACAUUUAUAAUGAUCGAGAAGUGACUAAGAAUCUAGUUUCAAGAGCUGAGAAGGCUGGAUUUAAGGCUAUCGCUCUAACUGUGGAUACGCCAUUGUUUGGUAUAAGGCGAGCAGAUGUGCGCAAUAAGUUUACACUACCACCGCAUUUGAGGUUAGCAAACUUUGAAGGUAUUUUAUCAACUAAAAUUCAAAGUACAGGAAGUGGCAGUGGUUUAAACACCUACGUUGAGAACUUAUUUGAUAAAACUCUGACUUGGGAUGAAGUUAAAUGGUUGAGAAGCAUUACCACGCUACCGAUAAUAGCUAAAGGUAUCUUACGCGCAGAUGAUGCAAUUAAAGCCGUUGAGGCAGGUUGUUCUGCAAUUUUGGUAUCAAACCAUGGAGCGAGACAACUGGAUGGUGUUCCUGCUACCAUUGAAGCAUUGCCCGAAAUUGUAGAAGCAGUAAGACCUUACAAUGUAGAGGUAUAUUUAGAUGGCGGAGUCUCAACCGGAACUGAUGUUUACAAAGCCUUGGCUCUUGGCGCCAGAAUGGUUUUCGUUGGACGUCCUGCUCUUUGGGGCCUAAGUGUUGGAGGGCAGGCUGGUGUUCAGAGGAUGCUAAAUAUAUUCCGUACUGAACUGGAAUAUACGUUCCAAAUUGCAGGAACCCCGACUGUUGCUGACAUCACAAAGGAUAUGGUUCGCCAUGAAUCUAUGUAUUGUAAAUUAUAAGUUGUACUUGCCUAGUUGAUCUACUCCAAUAAUGUUACCAUGUAUUAAUUACAUCAUUGCCAUUAUGGUGUUAAUAACAAGACGGAGUACAUGUUUACUUUACUGCAUCUAAUUGUUUUGAGAACCCUUAAAGUAAUACAUAUUAUUAUGUAACUUGUGAGUUAUAUAGUAAGUAUGUACUCGUUACUGAUUCGUGUACAUAGUGAUAAUAAUACAUUUGUUGUAAAAUAAAACAAUAUAUUAUAAUCAA
Trichoplusia ni (cabbage looper) is the source of this 4802-nucleotide messenger RNA. It is a transcript of the gene Hao, whose product is annotated as hydroxyacid oxidase 1. Bases 3449 to 4552 code for a protein of 367 amino acids. The record is from RefSeq and is a predicted model, not a curated record. The transcript is spliced from 9 exons. Gene Ontology annotation, molecular function: FMN binding; oxidoreductase activity. NCBI's taxonomy places the organism in Eukaryota, Metazoa, Arthropoda, Insecta, Lepidoptera, Noctuidae.